AUGGCUAAAAUUCAAGCAACCCUCGCUAUAUUUAAACCAGAUAUAAUGUUACAUCCAUCACGAGUUCAGAAAAUUCAGCAGCUGAUAGAAAAGAAUGGAAUAAAAGUUUUUCGAAAAAAACCUUUAACUAUGGACGUAAAUACAGCUGAAAAGUUUUACGGUGAACACCAAGGUAAAUUCUUUUACCCUCGUUUAGUGAACCUAAUGACAGGUGGACCAGCAACUAUUGCCAUUUUAGUUGGUAAUAAUGCAAUUACUCAUUGGAGAGAUUUAAUUGGACCUUCACGUUCUCAUCGAGCGAGAAGUAGUCACCCAUCUACUAUUCGAGCUAUUUAUGGCUUAACGGAUACAAGAAAUGCCGUUCAUGGAUCAGAUUCAGUAGAGUCGGCUGCUAGAGAAAUCCAAUUUUUCUUUCCUGAGCUCGAUUAUGACGAUUGUGUUAAACAGUGUAAAACGUAA
Trichoplax adhaerens is the source of this 459-nucleotide messenger RNA. RefSeq lists its product as uncharacterized. Gene Ontology annotation, molecular function: nucleoside diphosphate kinase activity. Lineage: Eukaryota; Metazoa; Placozoa; Uniplacotomia; Trichoplacea; Trichoplacidae. Bases 1 to 459 code for a protein of 152 amino acids. The record is from RefSeq and is a predicted model, not a curated record. Gene Ontology annotation, biological process: GTP biosynthetic process; UTP biosynthetic process; CTP biosynthetic process. The transcript has 6 exons.